AAACUGUAGAUUUACCAUUACUACCCGACUUUUUCGGAAAGUUUUUUGGCUACAUUUUGGGCCCAUUUAUUAGACCUAGAUAUUUUUAGUUUCUGUCUUAUUAUGAGCGUGUUAUAACCACGCAGUUUGAAAAUACAAAAACACACAUUACAUCGGAUUAACGAAAAACCUAAUCCUUCUGAUACAUUCUGAUACAUAAGCUACACAAGCUUUUUAAUCUAUUUUUGUUGGUCAUUACGUAAUUACAUUACAGAGACCGUUUGUUAAUUCGAAAUUAUUUUAAAACCUACUUGUUGUUGUUUGUGACUUUGUGAGUCUGCAUAAAAAUAUCCUAGUUACUUGUAACAGUCAACCUUCUUUUCUCUUUAGUUAAAUCCAGCCAUUCGAAUCCACAGAAACAGAAGGCGUGAAUCACAGAAGAACGCUCUGGCUUAUCAAAAAAGGCACGGAGGGUAUAUCAAGAUUCUUCGAUCGGCAUGUCAACGACAUUUCGCCCGUUGUGAUCACGUACACAAUCGCAAAUCUGACAAACGCAGAUUCUACGUGAACAGUCAAAUUUUAUUUAUGUAAAGGGUGAAUAAUUCAGCAGCGGUUACGGAAAUGGAGGUAGAUACCAUAGUUUAUAUUAUCUUGGAAGUUUUACUUGGCGUCUUAUCGAUUUUCGGCAAUGCCCUUGUCUGCUAUGUAGUGCUUCAUUCAAGAACACUUCGAAAAAAGGUUAUGUACAUGUUCGUAACUUCUUUAGCCGUUGCUGACAUAUGUGUGGGUGCUAUUGCAAUACCGUUCGCAAUUUUGACAAAACUGGGUUUACCGAGGUCGUCUCCCUUUCUAUGCGUUUCAAUGCUGUCUUUUAUAAUGAUACCAACCCAAAUCUCAAUCUUUAAUCUCAUGGCUAUCUCGGUUGAGCGAUACUUAUCGAUACGCCAUCCACGCAUCCACUACAAUAAGCUUACAGUAGACAAAUCGCUUACUGUCGUCGUAUUGACAUGGAUUGUGUCUGUAGUUAUUGGAAUGCUGCCUUUGUUUGGCUGGAAUAAGAUAUCCAAUCCACCCGGGGGGCGUUUCAACGAAACCUUAAUUAUCCAGAGAUUCUCAAUCAUACUCCAAUCUCGAGCCACAAACUCAACGCCCACAGUAAUCCCCUCGCCAAAACCGUCUUUGGAUCAAUGCGAAUUUAUGCAGGUGAUGGAUUUCGACUACAUGUUUUUCAACUUCGCAGCGUGCGUGCUACCGCCCCUCAUUACCUCCGCCAUUCUCUACUUCAUAAUUUUCGUGUCGGUACUUCGAGUGCAGGAGAAAUCGCAGCAGUCAACUUUGGUCCAGGCGGGCGCAAGCGCCUCCCCAACCUUCAGCAACCGAAGUUUCAGCACCACCCCCGUCUUUCGGCGCCAUCAAAUGACAAAACCUCAUGCAAAUUCCAAGAGUGGAAACGGGUCACAAUAUCAAGAAACACAAAAACAGGGCGAUAUUCCUACCCCGAGUAUAAUGCAAAAACCAGGCAAAGAAAGUAAAUCUUCAACGGACGCAAGAGAUCAACUUAAACGAAACGCAAAAGAAAUCCAGCUGCAAGUUGAGUCGCCGUCAAGCUCAGCUGUCUUUCAAAAUCUCCCUGAACCCGAGAAGGAAUUACCAGCCAAUAACUCAGCAGAGCAGCACCUUGCCCUUGACAAGCACCUGCUUUCAGAUCGUUUGAACAAAAUCGCGUUGGACGAAAACCAUCUCAACAAACCACGUUCCCUAAGUUGCAAGUACGAACCGAAGAGCGGAACGUGCUGCUCGAAAUUGACAGACUCAACCGUUUCGACCUAUUCUUCCACGCCAUGCCGGUCACGCACCGGAACAAAUGACUUUCAAGCGGCAAAGAAACGAAGCCACAAUGAGCGGCAUGUUCGCAGAGUUCGUGAAAUGAGGGCCGCUGUUGUGCUCGCACUUAUCGUGCUCUCGUUCGCCAUCUGCUGGAUGCCGAUACACAUCCUGAACACUAUUCACAGGUUUGACCCUUCCCGGGUAAUCCCAGCGUAUGUUUACAACGUGGCAAUCUUAUUAUCGCACUGCAACAGCACCGUCAACUUUUUCCUCUACUCAUGGCGACUCAAAGCGUUCAGAAUACAUUUGCACAAAAGGGUGUUGAACAAGCUAAAGCGCAACGACUAAUGUAAACUAUUAUACGAACAACCCGAAACCUCAUCUAGUAUUCAAGUUACAUUCUACGAUCAAAUCAUUCCAGGAAUAAUGACUUAACAUCAUAUAGUAGGAUGGGGGAAGAUCGGACACCUUUUUCUUCUAUUUUCUCGUACAUUUUGGUAGCAAACAAAAAACGU
Molecule: messenger RNA, 2321 nt
Organism: Ciona intestinalis (vase tunicate)
Lineage: Eukaryota; Metazoa; Chordata; Ascidiacea; Phlebobranchia; Cionidae
Source: RefSeq, a predicted model, not a curated record